This is a messenger RNA of Gigantopelta aegis, 3902 nucleotides long. RefSeq names its product solute carrier family 17 member 9-like. Gene Ontology annotation, biological process: transmembrane transport. Bases 568 to 2019 code for a protein of 483 amino acids. Lineage: Eukaryota; Metazoa; Mollusca; Gastropoda; Neomphalida; Peltospiridae. Gene Ontology annotation, molecular function: transmembrane transporter activity. The transcript is spliced from 12 exons. The record is from RefSeq and is a predicted model, not a curated record.
CAAACGAUAACAUGGUCGCUUAUGGGAUUUUAAUUGGUAUAGUCCAACCUAUAUGUACCGAGUGUAGUAAAACACAUUUUGUUUUGACAUUGUGUGGAACAGCUAUAAAUAGUACAGUUGAUGACAUGGCUGCAAAAAUAUAAACCAGCAUGUGUUAGUAAUAUUACACACACUGAGUUCUCUGCAUGAACUGACCUAGCUAUAUGUUUUUUUGUUCAGUUGUGGUUCUAGCAUUUUAUUUCGGCGCAUUACCCAACAAUGACAUUUCGUAAUUAUGUUUUUAACAGAAAUGUACAUCCAGCGUGUAUAAUAUGCGCGGUUGAGUAAAGAUUAUGAAUGGCGUGUGGGCUUUCAAUGUUGAUUAUUGAUUACUUGUUCUAUUUAGUCUGUUUAAAAGUUAAUUAUUUAGAUGUAUAUAACACAUCUGCUUUCGACAGCCUUCCGAAACGGGGAUUAAUGUGACACAUUACAAUGCUGUAUUUAAAUGGAAUAACAGCCAGUUAAAACAUUUUGUUUUUCACAAAUAGAAGAUUGAGAGGGGGAUGUUUUAGUAGUCAGAAGACCAAUAUGGAGAACGCAAGCGGAGAAGAAUUAUUUCAGAAAACUUCUCGUCGUCCUAUAUACUACGAUGGUUGGAGUAAGGAACAUAUGAACGCAUUUCAUGAUUUAGAAUUACCGCAGGCUGUCAUGGCGGAAGAUGUUGGUGACGUUUAUGGAUCAACGAAAUUAACGAUAAAGGACAGUGUAAAAGAAAGUGAAGGCAUAUUUUGGCCUAGAGAUGUCAAGAGAAAAUGGACUGUUGGACUGUUCACAGGGACGUCCAUGCUCUAUGCAGCUCGUACGAUUAUGCCAAUGUGUAUAGUAACCCUGUCCCAAGAGAUGGCAUGGGAUAAGACAGAAUCAGGAACUGUUUUAUCGGCAUUUUUCUGGGGCUAUACUAUGACCCAGUUUUUUGGUGGUUAUUUGAGUGAUCGGAUAGGUGGCGAUGUUGUACUCCCUGUUGCAGCCUGCCUUUGGGGUUUGAUCACAUUCUGGACUCCACAAGUUGCUUACAUCUCAACUGAUAAAAACAUGGCAAUAUACCUCGUUGUGUUGUCCAGAGUUCUUUUAGGGAUGUCACAAGGUGUACACUUUCCUGGGAUGACGAGUCUCGUAUCGAGAAAGGUUUCUGAAAAGGAUCGCUCCCUAACUAUGAGCAUUGUAUCCUCAGGUUCCCAUUUUGGAACCCUUCUUACUGGAAGUAUUGGUUCUCUACUUCUUGAUAGAUAUGGCUGGCAGAUGCCUUUUUAUGCUAUUGGUUUAGGUGGCUUGGGCUGGAUGUUGAUAGUGAGAUACUUUUUAAUUAAAAAGCACCGGCAAAAGCACUAUGUUUUGGAUGUGAAAGUGGGCCACAUCAUAGAUAAAAAACCAACUGAGGCAGUUCCUUGGCUGACACUUUUUACGAAAGCAGCAUUUUGGUCUCUUCUUGUAGCUCAUUUUUGUGAAAACAACGCAUUUUAUAUCCUUUUAUCAUGGAUGCCUACAUAUUUUCAUGAAAAUUUUCCCACUGCAAGGGCUUGGGUUUUCAAUGUUGUGCCUUGGGUAGUGACAAUACCCAGUUCUAUAUUCAGUGGAUAUCUAGCAGAUAAAAUGAUAAGUAAAGGCUAUAGUACUACAUUUGUUAGAAAAUUCAUGCAGUCAAUCGCUUUGUAUGGAACAGCGACGUUUUUGGUUCUGAUAUCGUACACGUCAUCUUACGAAGGUUCAUUGACAUGCAUGGCUCUAGCCGUAUCGUGCUGUGGAUUCCACAACAGUGGUGUUCUAGUCAACCCACAGGACAUCGCACCAAAACAUGCAGGCUCUGUGUUUGGUAUUAUGAACAUGGCUGGUGCUAUUCCAGGCUUUGUUGGAGUCUACAUGGCUGGACACAUACUGGAAUCUACAAAGAGCUGGAGUGCGGUGUUCAACCAGACUGCUGCAGUGUGUGUGUUCGGCUGUGUCGUGUUCACUCUGUUUGGAACUGCCAAGCAGCUUGUUUGAUCACACACAGCAACUCGUAGUGUGUUCAUCAUAUUUCCAGCCGUGUGGAACAUAUGACUGACCAUGUGGAACAUAUGAAAUAUAUGACUGACCAUGUGGAACAUAUGAAAUAUAUUACUGACCAUGUGAAACAUAUGAAAGAUCAAGUGGAACAUAUGACUGACCAUGUGGAACAUAUGAAAGACCAAGAGGAACAGUUGACUAACCAUGUGAAACAACAUGCAUGACUGACCCUGUGGAACAUAUGGCUAAUCAUAUGAAUGAUUGGACUCAUGUGAAACCUGACUAUCCAUGUCAAACAUAACUACCUAUACGACCAAACAUGAUUAACCAUGUGAAGAUAAUAAUUAUGACUGAUUACAUGGUUUUCCAUUUUGAAUAUAAACCUGACUAACUGAAAUAAUCAUAUGAAACAUAUUACUGAUUAUGUGAAAUUCAUGAAUAACUGCAAUAUACUUAUGACGGUGUGUAAUGUAAGUUUGGGUAGCAUAAGCCUGACUAUGUGGAAUACUGGAAAUGUUUACAAUACAAGCUUGACUCUUGACAAUCUGCUUAGCUGUGGAAUAAUAUACGUUUUACUGAGGAAUAUAAGUUCGACCACAGACCAUAACUAAGCCUCACUGAGGAACACAGAGCUUUAGAUCUCACUAAUUUGGGUAUAACAGUUGUAGGUUUUUUCGUCUUUUCUGAACACUUUGAGGUCUUUUUAGUGCAGCAAUUACUGGUAAAAAGCAUUUCAAGUCAUUUUAAUCUAAUUGCAGCUUGACAUUCCAGUGGUUUUGAGGUGAAAUGUUUUUGGGUUAGCGUAUUUGUACUUUAUUUGGGCUUGCUUUUUUUGGUUACAUUUAUUUUGGGUUCAUUUAUAGCCUCAAGUUUGGUGCAAUCUAAAGCUUUGGAAAAUACAUGUAGAACAUUAUCCUGGCUGAUUAGAAAAAUAGUCUAAAUAUGGAACAUUUGUCUGACUGGAAGACAAGCCUGAAUAUGGAACAUUCACCUAACUGGAACACAAGCGUGAAUGUGGAACAUUUGCCUGACUGGAACACAAGCCUUAAUGUGGAAUAUUUGCAUGACUGGAACGUUUGCCUAAAUGUGAAAUAUUUGCCUGACUGGAAGACAAGCCUGAAUGUAGAAUAUUUGCAUGACUGGAACAUUUGCAAAAAUUUUAUAUUCUUGUGUAAACUUUAUUAGUAGCAGCCUCAAGUUGUUUUUAUUGUCGGAAUGGGAUUCUUGUAGUUUUCGCUUUCCAAAAUAAACCUAGUCUCUGAUUUCAGUGACACCAUUUGUUAAAUUAAUGUCUUGCCAACAUCACAUGCAACAUUUAUGAAGUACGGUAUAAUAUAUGUAUGUAAUGUAUGGCAAACAAAAAAGGUACCAUUAUAGGGAAAUUAUGCAUACAUCUGUUACAUGCAACAUUGUACUGGGACAUCACUGUGUAACAGCAGUUAAUAUGAGGGGUGGUUUUACAUUACAGGCUGUAAAUUGAGCAGGAUUCUCUGCUUUGGGUUGAAAGCAUAAGAUUAUGAGAUGGAGUCCCAAAAUAUCUAGAUAAUUCAUUUUUAUAAUUUUGACAGAAUUGUAAAAAAAAAAAUUAAAUCCCAAAAUUCAAUGCCUGAGUUUAGAAAUAAUCACAUGAUUGAGAAGAUUGGUAGUUUAAGAGGGAAUUGCUUUUAUUACCUAUUACACACUAAAUGAAAUUAAAUAAAUUGCUAUCAUCCACAAAAUACAUGUAUAUACUUGAGGGGAAAAGUUCCUGUGCAUCAAAUAAAAUGGGAUCAAAUUAACUAAAGUUUGUAAAUGGUUGAAAUUUGUGAUUUGUGUGGACACCAUAAUCGUGUAAAUGAUCUCAUGUUUACGAAUGACUAAUAAAUAAUUUGUUGAAAACA